Medicago truncatula (barrel medic) is the source of this 2187-nucleotide messenger RNA. RefSeq names its product phosphatidylinositol 4-kinase beta 1-like. Gene Ontology annotation, molecular function: 1-phosphatidylinositol 4-kinase activity. Gene Ontology annotation, biological process: phosphatidylinositol-mediated signaling; phosphatidylinositol phosphate biosynthetic process. Lineage: Eukaryota; Viridiplantae; Streptophyta; Magnoliopsida; Fabales; Fabaceae. Gene Ontology annotation, cellular component: membrane; cytoplasm. The record is from RefSeq and is a predicted model, not a curated record.
CAUCUAUGUCACAAAAACGGCAACGACCAGAUCACCACCGCACCACCGUUGUCCUCGCUCGAAACGCCGUCGUUUGGAACACGGCGCGAAGAUCCAUCUCCACAUUCUCUCUCCGCAGUUCAACAACAUUUCACAUUCUUCCAAUUUUAUCGAACCCGCAUUGCCAUUCCCCCGAACAUUGUUCCCUCUGCAGCUUCAAUUUUCGGAGCCCUAAUUUUCUCAACAAGAAGCGUAGAUUACACUGCCAAACCUUUUCCACCAUUAAAGCAAAGGUUUUCUUCUGUUCAACUUCAUUGCCAUCAGCAGACACCCGAAUUGGAAAUCCAAUGAGGGUGGCAUUUUAAAUUUUUGGGCAAUUAAGGUUUUUGCCGAAGGUUUUAUGCACUUGUAGGGUUUAAGCAUGCAUAUAGGUAGUAAUCUAAUUGAAAUCAAGGUGUUCUCGGUUUUGUUGAUGAUGGUAUGGUGAGUUUCUUAGGAUUGACUCAUGGAGAGGGCGAACAACCCCGAGAAAUCACGUCGAGGUCUAAUCGGACAAGUGAAUCCAGUGAAAAUGGAUGGCUUAUUAGAUUUUUUGAUUCUUCAUUCUUCUGUGAGUGGAUUGCUGUUAGUUACUUGUACAAGCAUGAUCAUGCGGGAGUGCGCAAUUAUCUUUGUAAUCGAAUGUACACACUUCCUUUGCAAGGAAUUGAGGGUUAUUUGUUUCAAGUGUGUUACAUGACGAUAUAUAAACCGAAUCAAUCGUUGGAUAAGUUUGUUAUAGAUGUAUGCUCGAAGUCACUUAAGAUUGCUUUGAAGGUGCAUUGGUUUUUGUUGGCUGAGCUUGAGGAUGACAAUGAUGGGAUUAGUAGGAUUCAAGAGAAGUGUCAGAUUGCUGCCACAUUGAUGGGGGAGUGGCCACCCUUGAUAUGGCCUCAAAGUGCACCGACAAGCCCUGCAGGAAAGAGCCAAGUUUUGAAUAGGAUAUUGUCAUCAAAACAUAGAUUGUUGUCUUUAACAUCUUCAUCGCCUACACAGAGAUCUUUGUCGUUCUUGCCUUCUUUGGGAAACAAUUUGCAAGAUGAUGGUAGUCCGCAGUCUCCUAAACAAGUCGUGAGGUGCAGUUUUUUUUUGGUUAUUGUAAAGAGUGGGGACGAUUGUAGGCAGGAGCAUCUGGCAGUUCAACUUAUUUCACAUUUCUAUGAUAUUUUCCAAGAAGCUGGACUUCCUCUCUGGCUACGCCCGUAUGAAGUGUUAUGUACUUCUUCUUACACUGCUCUUAUUGAAACAAUUCAAGAUACGGCUUCUCUACAUUCUAUAAAGAGUAGAUAUCUCAACAUUUCAAGUUUACGGGAAUUCUUUAUUGCCAAGUAUGAAGAAGAUUCUCCAAGUUUUAAACUGGCUCAGACCAAUUUACUUUAUAAUAUUGUGCAUAAUGGGAACCUCUUAUUGGAUGAAGAAGGCCAUAUCAUACAUAUCGAUUUUGGCUUCAUGCUUUCCAAUUCGCCUGGUGGUGUUAAUUUUGAAAAUGCACCUUUCAAAUUAUCUCGGGAGCUUCUUGAAGUUAUGGACUCUGAUGUUGAGGGACUUCCGAGCGAAAUCUUUGAUUUUAUUAAUCUAAAUUGCCGUAAGCAUGCUGAGCGCAUUAUUCUUCUUGUUGAGAUGUUGCAGGACUCUGGUUUCCCCUGCUUUAAAUGUGGUCCACGGACGAUACAGAACCUAAGAAAGCGAUUCCAUCUCAGUUUAACUGAAGAGCAAUGUGUAUCUUUGGUUCUUUCACUUAUUAGCAGCAGCCUGGAUGCAUGGCGAACAAGGCAGUAUGAUUAUUACCAGAAGGUUUUGAAUGGAAUAUUUUAAGACAGCUUAUCAGUUGUGGUCAUUUGCUUGCCACCUUUUGGCUAAGCUUGCAGAGUGAAUGUGCAUCAAUCAAUAUUGCAUUUCUCAAGUCAUAGGAGAGUGGUUGUUUCACUGCAGUAUGGAUUUAGGAGUUUUUUAAUAGGUGGCUGGAUGCAUCCUCUUUUCUUGUGAUGGCAAUGGGAGUAAUUUUUGUACGAAUGCAGCUCUAUUUGAAGAAGUUGCAUUGGCCUCCUAAAUGCCACUUUGAGGUAGAUCAAAUUGUACAGUGAUUUCAGCGGGAGUACAUAUUGGAUGUUGAUAUGGGUACGGUGUAAGAUGUUUGAUUCAUGGAAGCUUACCGGGGGGGGGGGGGGG